Messenger RNA from Uranotaenia lowii, 627 nucleotides. RefSeq lists its product as uncharacterized. The coding region runs from base 1 to 627 and encodes 208 amino acids. The record is from RefSeq and is a predicted model, not a curated record. The transcript has a single exon. NCBI's taxonomy places the organism in Eukaryota, Metazoa, Arthropoda, Insecta, Diptera, Culicidae.
AUGAAUUACGCCUACAGCGACGAGAAGUUUGAUGACGAGGGACUGAUGACACUGGUCAUAGAGGUGGAGAGCAUGGUGAACGCGAGACCACUGACUUAUCUGCCAAUAGAUUCGGAAGAAACAGAGGCCCUGACCCCUAACCACUUCCUUCUACUAAGUUCAAGCGGAGCGAAGUACGAUCGUGAAAAUAUAGACAAAACCCAACAAAGGCUCGCCGAAUCCGGAAAUUCAUAUCGAAUACACCUUCUUGGACGUUCGUGGGACAACAUUCAGAAUCAACUCGACAGAUUCUGGACCCGCUGGAUUAAGGAAUACCUCCCUGUGAUCAGACGACAAUCGAAGUGGUUCGAAAACGUGAAGCCAUUAGAAGAGGGAGAUGUCGUGAUGGUGAUAGAUCCUGCGAAGAGGAACGGAUGGGAAAGGGGCAGAGUUUUACAACUGAUACGGAACCCGGAUGGGAUCGCGAGACAGGCGAUGAUAAGAACUUCAAGUGGUGAUCACAAACGCCCGAUGUCCAGACUGGCGCUCUUAGAUGUUAAAGGUCGUGCGAUUCCGGAAAACGUCGAAACACACCAGGGGGAGACUGUCGCCAAGCCACCAGCUCAUCUGGCGACACUGGAUAAAUAG